Messenger RNA from Schistocerca cancellata (South American locust), 962 nucleotides. Its product is annotated as luciferin sulfotransferase-like. Lineage: Eukaryota; Metazoa; Arthropoda; Insecta; Orthoptera; Acrididae. Gene Ontology annotation, biological process: sulfation. The transcript has 6 exons. The coding region runs from base 110 to 904 and encodes 264 amino acids. Gene Ontology annotation, cellular component: cytoplasm. The record is from RefSeq and is a predicted model, not a curated record. Gene Ontology annotation, molecular function: sulfotransferase activity.
ACCCUUCAAGGACGAAAAUUUCGAUUACGUAGCUCAAAAUGGGAGUGACGUGUUUAGUCAAGGUGUCAUCCGUGUGUCACCCUCUGAAUGCGUUCUGCCUGCAGCCUACAUGGAAAUCGCCCUAAAGAUAAAGAAUUUCAAAGUCUAUGAAGACGAUGUUUGGGUUGUGUCUUUCCCAAAGUGUGGCUCUUCAUUGACACGAGAGAUGGUGUGGUUGCUAAUGAAGGACUUGGAUUUUCAGACAGCGAGGAACGUGGACCUGGUCGAUAGGUUCCCGUGUCUGGAAUUCAACAGUAUCCUUCUGAGAAUCCCGGAAGUGAGUUAUGCAGUGGACCUCUGCGACAGAAUGGAGCGCCCACGUUUCAUCAUGAGUCACCUACCAGUGGAACUGUUGCCAGACGGCCUGUGGACCGUGAAGCCAAAGGUUAUCUACGUUAGUAGAAAUCCUAAGGAUACUGCAGUAUCUUUGUACAAUCAUUACAAACUAACGUCACAUUACAGUGGUACUAUGGAAGGAUUUAUGAAUGCAUUUUUAGGAAACGUAAUUUUCUACACUCCAUACUGGAACCAUGUGUUGGGAUUCUGGAAAAAGACGGGAGAACCGCACCUACUUUUCAACACAGUAGAAGAAAUGAAGCAGUGUCUUCAGGCCAUCAUCAAAAGAACUGCAGACUUCCUAGGCAAGAGGCUGACUGACCAAGAAGUGAACAUGCUGACGGAACAUUUGGAGACGUUUCAGUCACUGAGGCGGUUCACUGGGCUCCGGAUAGCUGCCAGCAGGGAGGACCCUUUGGGCAUAGGAAACGACGACGUUGACGGUCGGCUGACCCCGGAAUUGUUAGCGCGUUUCGACAGAUGGAAUGAAGAGUCCCUUCAGGGUACAGGGUACACCGGGCCUGUGUAAUGUUUGACAGUAGAAUUACGGAUCGUCAAACGCCGCUUCUGUUGUUCAUAUGAGAAAU